AUGAGCUGUGAGUUGCCUUCUGUUGAUCUCAUGUUUAAGACUAGAGAUGCUGGGAAGAAAUCAGUGAGUAAGGGUAAACGAUCUUCGCAAAGUGCUUCACCGAAAUUGAUCAAACAUCCGGAAAAUUCUUCAAGUACUGAUCGCAGAAGGGAGGGAAGUGAUUCAGCUCUAUCAUCUGUACAGGUUUCUGUGGCAAAUCAGGUUAACUUACCCACCAAAGUUAGGAGCAGGCGUAAAAUAGACCUACAAAAACCCAAGAUGCUGAAAGAUUUGAAGUUUUCCGAUAAAAUUAUGAAGGACCAACCUAGUGUGCCCUUUCCUUUGCUCCAUGACAAAACACUUAAUCUCAAGGCAAAUCUUUCUAACUGCCUAUCGAAUGAUCGAGUACGGAGAUGGUGUGCAUUUGAGUGGUUCUACAGUGCAAUUGAUUACCCUUGGUUUGCUAAAAGGGAGUUUGUGGAGUAUUUGUAUCAUGUUGGAUUGGGCCAUGUUCCAAGGUUAACUCGUGUGGAAUGGGGUGUCAUAAGAAGUUCUCUUGGUAAACCACGGAGGUUUUCUGAGCAAUUUUUGAAGGAAGAAAAAGAGAAGCUUAAUCAGUACCGAAAUUCUGUUAGAACGCAUUAUACUGAACUUCGUGCAGGUAUCAGGGAAGGACUUCCAACAGAUCUGGCAAGACCUUUGUCAGUUGGACAACGUGUUGUAGCUAUUCAUCCCAGAACGAGGGAGAUUCAUGAUGGAAGUGUACUUACUGUUGAUCAUACCAGGUGCCGGGUCCAGUUCGACCGACCAGAGCUAGGUGUCGAAUUUGUCAUGGAUAUUGAUUGCAUGCCCACAAGUCCUUUAGAGAAUAUGCCCACAUCACUAGGAAGACAUGCAGUUGCGGUUGAGAAGUUAUUUGAGAACUUCAAUGAGCUCAAAGUGAAUGGGUGGGCAAAGGAUCAGAGAGCGGAAGGGUGCAUGAAUUUUUCUCCUGGUGACAACCUCGAAAAUGUUAAUGGUCCUUCUCAUUUGUCUCCGUCAAGUCAUCCCACCAAUUCUUUAAUGAAGCUGGCAAAGACGGCUUCAGUAGAUGCUAAUUCACAAGCUAAUAUUGGACUAAGAGACAGUGCCCCCAAUCAGCAGACAGCAUAUUCUCAGCCCUGUACACUGGCACAGAUCCAGGCGAAGGAAGCUGAUGUCCAAGCUCUCACUGAGCUGACUCGUGCUCUUGACAAAAAGGAAGCAGUGUUUUUUGAGUUGAGGCGCAUGAAUGACGAUGUGUUGGAAAACCAAAAGGAUGGUGAUCGCUCUCUCAAGGAUGCAGAGCCUUUUAAGAAGCAAUAUGCUGCUGUUUCUUCUGCAUUGUAUUGCUUGAGACAGCGAAACACGUAUCAAGGAAAUUUUCCACUAGCAUGGCCAAGGCCCAUGGCCCAUGUGAGUGAUCAAACUGGCCUUUUAGGCUCCUUUGAUCAUUCUGCAAGUCACACUCAGGAAUCGGGAUCUCUCAUCAAUGAAAUUGUUGAAAGCUCAAGAACAAAGGCCCGAACAAUGGUUGAGGCAGCUAUGCAGGUCGCAGAUCAGAUCCAGGCGAAGGAAGCUGAUGUCCAAGCUCUCACUGAGCUGACUCGUGCUCUUGACAAAAAGCUCUCCGUUACAUUAAAUGGAAACGGAGAAGGGGCAAAUGUUAUAUCGGUGUUCACUGGUAACUGCAUUGUACUAUUGGAGUGUUUUGCUAAGGAAGCAGUGUUUUUUGAGUUGAGGCGCAUGAAUGACGAUGUGUUGGAAAACCAAAAGGAUGGUGAUCGCUCUCUCAAGGAUGCAGAGCCUUUUAAGAAGCAAUAUGCUGCUGCAUUGUCAUCACUGACGGUUGGGGGGAAGGUUGAGGAGGCUGUAGACUACGUAAAUGAUCGGCUUCCAUUGGAUGAUUCUUUGAUGCCAGCUCCAGAUUCAGUUCAUGUUAGUUUGGCGUCUCAGGAUCAGUUGAAUUCCAGCCCAUUGAAUUCAUUGCAGGCAUCUGAUCCUAAAUUGAAGAAUGCAACUAACAGAAAAGAACAAAUCCCUUCAGAACUUAUAACUCACUGUGUAGCUACUUUGUUCAUGAUUCAGAAGUGUACAGAACGGCAGUUCCCACCAGCCGAUGUGGCCCAGAUACUGGAGUCUGCUGUUACAAGUUUGCAACCUUGCUGCUCAGAGAACCUCCCAGUUUAUUCAGAAAUACAGAAGUGCAUGGGAAUCAUCAGGAACCAAAUAUUGGCACUGAUACCUACAUAG
This is a messenger RNA of Ilex paraguariensis (yerba mate), 2250 nucleotides long. Lineage: Eukaryota; Viridiplantae; Streptophyta; Magnoliopsida; Aquifoliales; Aquifoliaceae. The record is from the annotation of a GenBank genome assembly.